Messenger RNA from Mytilus trossulus (common blue mussel), 2838 nucleotides. RefSeq names its product aldehyde dehydrogenase family 3 member B1-like. Bases 144 to 1646 code for a protein of 500 amino acids. Gene Ontology annotation, molecular function: aldehyde dehydrogenase (NAD+) activity. Lineage: Eukaryota; Metazoa; Mollusca; Bivalvia; Mytilida; Mytilidae. Gene Ontology annotation, cellular component: cytoplasm. The transcript is spliced from 14 exons. Gene Ontology annotation, biological process: aldehyde metabolic process. The record is from RefSeq and is a predicted model, not a curated record.
UCCUUGUCAGAUAGACGUUUAUAAAAUACUUGAUUUCUAACUAGGUUGUAAGAAACUUUUUAACAUUGAACAAGGUUAAAGUUCACUUUUCAUCAUCUCAAAAACAAACUGUUGAGGCUGCAGCUUUGCUCUAUCUAAAAACAAUGGCCAGUUUUACAGAGCUUGUGAAUGGAAUGAAGACUGCCUUCAGGAGUGGGAAAACUAAAUCCUAUGAAUGGAGAAGACAACAAUUAGAGGGAGUUCUCAAACUGAUGGAUGAAAAUAGAGAGGAAAUUACAGAUGCAUUAAAGAAAGAUUUACACAAGCCCAAACUUGAAGCUGUUGUGUUUGAGAUUGACUUUUGUAGAAAUGAUUUGAUUGAAACAAUGAACAACUUAAAGGAAUGGAUGAAACCAGAAAAGGUUAAAAAGUCACUAUUGAAUUUGAUGGACACAGCUUAUAUAAAGAAAGAACCAUACGGUGUAGCCCUUGUGAUAGGGGCAUGGAAUUAUCCCAUACAGCUUACCAUUAUGCCAUUAUUUGGGGCUCUAGCAGCAGGUAAUUGCGUUUUAUUGAAGCCCUCAGAAGUAUCAUGGAACACAGCUCAGUUGCUGGAGAAAUUGAUUCCAAAAUAUUUGGACAAUGACUGUGUUAAAGUUGUAAAUGGAGGAGUGGCAGAAACAACAGCUUUACUGAAAGAGAGAUAUGACUACGUCUUCUACACUGGAAACACAUUUGUAGGAAAAAUUGUCAUGAAAGCUGCUAGUGAAUAUCUAACUCCAGUCACAUUAGAACUUGGAGGCAAAAGUCCAGUGUAUGUAGAUAAAAAUUGUGAUUUGAAGGCAGUAGCCAACAGACUUAUGUGGGGGAAAACAUGUAAUGCUGGACAGACAUGUAUAGCUCCUGAUUAUGUCAUGUGUACAAAGGAUGUUCAGGAACAAUUAAUUCAGAGCAUGAAAACAACAUUGGGUGAAUUUUUCCCUGAUGAUCCUUCAAAGUCAGAAAGUUACGGCAGAAUGGUCAAUUCUAGACAUUUCCAACGAGUAAAAAAGAUGAUUGACAGCAACCAAGAUAGUAUUGCUAUUGGUGGGGAUACAAAUGAGAAGGAUAAUUAUAUCUCUCCAACAAUAUUAAAAGAUAUCAAGUUUACAGAUGCUGCCAUGAAUGAAGAGAUAUUUGGGCCUGUUCUACCUAUAAUACCAGUAGCUAAUGAAGAUGAUGCAAUCGAACAUAUUGUCAGUGGUGAGAAACCUCUAGCUAUGUAUGUCUUUUCAAAUGAUAACACAGUAAAAGACAAGUUUAGAAACUCUACAAGUAGUGGUGGUCUAGUUAUUAAUGAUACCAUGAUGCAUGCAGGAGUAAUGACCUUGCCAUUUGGAGGUGUUGGUAACAGUGGUAUGGGAGCUUACCAUGGCAAGUUGACCUUUGACACAUUCAGUCAUAAUAGAGCUUGCUUAGAGAGAGAACUUAAAAUGGAAAGUUUACAAAGUAUCCGUUACCCUCCAUAUACACAGAGGAAAAUGGGAAACAUUAGAUGGGCCACAACGAAGAAGCUGAAGGGAAGAUCGUUUAUGUCCUAUGUGCCAUUCUUUGUGAUUGGAACAAUUGCUGCCUAUGUAAUUAAGGUAUUUGGACUUCACAAUAAAUUGCCAUUCUUCAAUGAAUAACCAAAGACUAAUAACUGUUAUAUGGUAUUUACAGGGACACAUUUGUUUGUUUGAAGUAAAACAUAUAUCUUGAUGAAAGUCAGCAUCAUAUGUUAUUAAAAAAAAAUAUUGUGAAAAUAAUUGUUUGACAUAUAAGUAAGUUAAUAUCAUUAAUACACUUUUUGUUUUAUGUAUGGUUGUAAAUAAUGAUAAGUAAAAAUUCAAUUAUGUAAAAUUGUUUGUUUCUCCUUUUACAGACUCAUUCAGUGAUUUUUAUAUUUUUUUCUUCAAGUAAUAGAAUAAGUUUCAUCUGGGUUCCAGAAAAAAACUUACGUACCUUCUACUGUAAUUCAGCGGGUAUGAAAGGAGAAGCAGACAUUUUUUUUUAUCCAUGACCUUUUGUAUUGAGAAUAUUAGUUUAUCUUGAUAGCAAAAGAUAAAUUGUUGGUUGUCUUAAAUAGCUUUAAAACUUAAGUAGUGCCAUUAGUAUUAAUAUUUAAUAAGUUGACAUUUUAUUUUACAUCUGAUUAUUUGUUAAACAUAUUAUUGAUAAUGAUUUUACAUAGUAAAAAGCAUAUACAAUUUUUAUAAGGUUAAGGACAAGUCCUCAGUUACAAAUCAUAAUAUUAUUGCUUUUUGUUAUUAUUUUCACUGUUCCAUGUAUAAUCUUUUUGUGUUGUCAUUGAAAUAGUUCAUUACAAAAUAAGUUGACUGCAUAAAAAUGUUUUGAACUAGGUAUGUCUUUAUUGAUGUUUAGAUUGUGUGCUUAAAAGUACAUUCCUAUAUCCCCAUAAUAGUAGGAGCUUAUUAACCAUAAGGUUGAAUCAAUUUUGUUGUUGUUUUAUUAUAUAUGGUAUUUUAUUUAUAUCUGUUGACUAAUAUAUGAUAAUUGAGAAUAAGUGAUAUUUUUUGGUGUAUAUAUGACUAAGUUUCUGAGUUAUUCUGUGAAGUAAUUGCUAGUAUCAAAAUAACAAGUGUUUAUUGAUGUUCCACAUAUUACCAAUGAAUGGAAAGUCUUCAUUGAUUAAGAACUCACAUAGAACAGACAGAUAUAAACCGAUCCUAAUUUGAAACUGACUAAAUAUCAGACAAUCAGACACAUGUUUUUGAAGUACAUCGUAUAAUUGUAUUUAUAUUAUCAUGUACAUGACAUUUUUUGUAUAAUUAUUUGUAUGAAAAUGUUUAAGUAAUAAAGAAAUAUUUUGCACUAAGA